UGCCUCUCUCGGUAUAAAACAGGCUUCCAUCAGGCAUUAGAGCUACAGCACUGCCCACUACAUCAGCAAUCAUGCACGGAAAGAUCAUCUUCUACGAGGACAAGAACUUCCAGGGCCGCUCCUAUGAGAGCAGCAGCGACUGUCCCGACAUGACCUCCUACCUGAGCAAGUGUCACUCCUGCAGGGUGGAGAGCGGCUGCUUCAUGGCCUACGACCGUUCCAACUACAUGGGCAACCAGUACUUCAUGAAGAGGGGAGAGUACUCCGACUACCAGCGCAUGAAUGGCUUCAGUGAUUGCAUCCGUUCCUGCCGUAUGAUCCCCAUGCACAGGGGAGCCUACAGGGCCAGGAUCUACGAGAAGGAGAACUUCGGUGGCCAGAUGCACGAGAUGAUGGACGACUGUGACAACUUCCAGGAUCGUUACCGCAUGUCCGAUUGUAUGUCUUGCAACGUGAUGGACGGCCACUGGCUGAUGUACGAGCAGCCCCAGUACAGAGGCAGGAUGAUGUACAUGAGGCCCGGAGAGUACAGGAACUUCAAGGAUAUGAUGGGCGGACAGAAGUUCAUGAGCAUGAGGCGUAUCACUGACAUGUGUUAAUUUAUUUUGUAAAUGAACAAAUAAAGCACUAUUAUAAAAUAAAGUAUUUCAUCUGUUGCUAA
Gadus macrocephalus (Pacific cod) is the source of this 661-nucleotide messenger RNA. Its product is annotated as gamma-crystallin M3-like. Gene Ontology annotation, molecular function: structural constituent of eye lens. The transcript is spliced from 3 exons. NCBI's taxonomy places the organism in Eukaryota, Metazoa, Chordata, Actinopteri, Gadiformes, Gadidae. Bases 72 to 599 code for a protein of 175 amino acids. Gene Ontology annotation, biological process: visual perception; lens development in camera-type eye. The record is from RefSeq and is a predicted model, not a curated record.